AUGGCCAACAGCGCCCUUGCGCUCUGGCCCAUCCCUCGCAACAUGACCUCCGGCUCCACCGCCCUCAAGCUCGACCAUGGUUUCAACAUCGAGGUCGACGUCCAGCAGGCGCCCAGCGACCUCCACGACGCUGUCCAGCAGGCCCAGAAGUACCUCGAGAACGACAAGCUCGGCAGGCUCGUCGUCGGGCGCGGCUCCAACGACUCCACGGCCAUCUCCGGCGCCAAGAGCGUUAAGAAGCUCAAGCUCUCGCUUGAGGACGGCGCCUCGGUGAAGAGCAUCACCGACGAGUCGCGCGCCAAAUUUGAGGACAGGAUCGAGGGCUACAAGCUCUCUAUCCCGGCCGACGGCUCUGACGCGACGCUCGUCGCCAACUCGACCCUCGGCCUGUACCGCGGUCUUACGACCUUUGGCCAGAUCUGGUACACGUACGGCCAGGACACGUACACGCUCGAGGCGCCGUUUGAUAUCGAGGACUCUCCGGCCUACCCCUACCGCGGUCUCGGUCUCGAUACUGCUCGUAACUACUUCCCUGUCGAGAACAUUCUUCGCACCAUCGAUGCCAUGAGCUGGGUCAAGAUCAACACCUUCCACUGGCACAUCACCGACAGCCAGAGCUGGCCCCUCGAGCUCUCCGAUUACCCGGAGCUCGCUCAGAAGGGCGCCUACACCUCGAGCCAGGUUUACUCUGAGAAGGACGUUCAAGAUGUCAUUGCUUACGCCGGCGCACGCGGCAUCGACGUCAUGCUCGAGAUCGACACGCCCGGGCACACCUCCGUCAUCGGCAACGCCUACCCCGACUACGUCGCCUGCCAGAACGAGGCGCCGUGGGCCACGUACGCCAACGAGCCGCCCGCGGGCCAGCUGCGCUUCCCGCUGGAGGAGGUGCAGAACUUCACCGCGGGCCUGCUGUCGUCGAUCGCGAAGCAGGUGCCGGGCAACUACUUCAGCACGGGCGGCGACGAGCUCAACGAGAAGUGCUACACGGACGACCCGGUCACGUCGCAGUACCUGAACAGCACGGGCACGACGCUGAACGACGCGCUGGACCAGUUCACCAAGGUCACGCAUGCGCCGCUCGUCGCGAUGGGCAAGACGCCCGUCGUGUGGGAGGAGAUGGUGCUUAACUAUAAUUUGACGUCGUUGAGCAACGAUACGAUCGUGAUGACGUGGAUCUCGUCCGCUGAUGCGGCUGCGGUUGCGGACAAGGGCUUCCGCAUCGUCCAGGCGCCGUCUGACUACUUCUACCUCGACUGCGGUGGCGGAGGCUGGGUCGGCGACAACCCCAAAGGCAACUCAUGGUGCGACCCCUUCAAGACCUGGCAAUACGCGUACACCUACGACCCGCUCGCGAACCUCACCGCAACGCAGGCCGCGCUCGUCCUCGGCGGCGAGCAGAUUCUCUGGACGGAGCAGUCCGGCCCGGAGAACCUCGAGCCCGUCGUGUGGCCGCGCGCCGCGUCGAGCGCGGAGGUGUUCUGGAGCGCCGCGCAGCCGAGCGGGCAGCCGCUGAACGCGACGGAGGCGCUGCCCCGUCUGCAUGAUGUGCGCUACCGGAUGGUGCAGCGCGGGUUGAACGCGAUCAAUCUCCAGCCGCAGUGGUGCGCGCUGCGCCCGCACGAGUGCGAUUUGUAUUCGUAA
This is a messenger RNA of Coniophora puteana RWD-64-598 SS2, 1641 nucleotides long. RefSeq names its product glycoside hydrolase family 20 protein. The record is from RefSeq and is a predicted model, not a curated record. The coding region runs from base 1 to 1641 and encodes 546 amino acids. Lineage: Eukaryota; Fungi; Basidiomycota; Agaricomycetes; Boletales; Coniophoraceae. Gene Ontology annotation, cellular component: membrane. Gene Ontology annotation, molecular function: beta-N-acetylhexosaminidase activity. Gene Ontology annotation, biological process: glycosaminoglycan metabolic process; carbohydrate metabolic process. The transcript is spliced from 5 exons.